CGCACCUCUCAAUUUUGCGCUACUCCGUCUUCAGUCUCUCCGGGGAUCUCGAAGAACAGCUCGAUAAAGUCCCGGCCAUGGAAGGAGACAACAUAAUAAUGCCAGUUUGACUCGGGGAGAUUUUCCAAGAUGCCAGGCCUUUUGUCCAGUCCUGUGUGUCUGACAGUCAUCUGGUUUUUAUCUUGGUCGCUGCAUCCUAGUUGUGCUCAGAUUUGGACUGGUGAAGUGUCAGGCGUGCAGUAUGGGCGCUUGGAGUCGAAUGUGACACUGGCAUGUGGAUCACAAGUCAGGACACCUGUGGUGUGGCAUCUCAACUACAGCGCAUCUUUACCAUGGCACAAAGUGACGUCAGAUGGAGCCUUAGUCCUGUUGCACGUCGGCCACUCAGCACAGGGCAUCUACAGCUGCUAUGAUCACCGGGGGCUGCUCCUGCACUCCGUCAAACUCAGGCUGGGCCAUCCCCCCGGGCUGCUGAGUGUUUCCUGUCAAGUGCCCAAUCACACACAUGUGCGCUGCUCCUGGGUGGACUCUGUAAAAACCUUCCUGCCAGCUCAGUACAAUGCCUCCCUCAGGGGCAGUGGUGAGGAGUGGAGGCCAUGUGUCGUGGAUAUCACCCGCAAGCACUGUGAUGUAGAUCACCCCACCUUCUGGCAGACCAUCCAUACCAUUAGAAUCACUGAAGCCAAUGCCCUUGGGUCUGAGACAACAUUUGCCCGGUUUAGGUUACAUGAACUAUUGAAACCAGACCCUCCAGAGUCACUGCUGGUGAAAGAAAUAGAAGGCUAUGCAAAGAGGCUGCAGGUCUCAUGGAACCUUCCCUCCUCCUGGCCGCUGCAUGAUGCUUUCCCCCUAGUGUUUCAGAUCAGAUACAGGCCCCAGGGCUCUAUAUACUGGUCAGAGAUUUACUCAGAGGAGAGUCCAGUUGUGAUAUCUGACGCCCUGGCUGGCCACCUCCACCAGGUGCAGAUCCGAGCCCGUGACGAAGUGAACACCGAGAGCCUGUGGAGUGAAUGGAGUCCCCAGGUUCUUGUCCGGCCCUGGGAAGACUACACCACCACUAACACUGAUGAGGAGUUCCCAUCGGAGGAUUCGUAUUUUGACGAUAUUUUGUCCGACAACACAAAGCCUGAAACCUCGACUGCAAAAUCACACAAUCCUGUACUUGAGGAUGAAAGUAAUUUGGGUUUGGUGAUCUUGCUGGUUUUGUUCUCCGUGGUCGUCCUCAUCACCGUCCCUUCCCUCAUCUAUGUCGUGUGGGUGAGGCAGAGGCGGAGCGAUCAUGUGACCAAACAGGAACUCACCUCUAUGGUCAAGAUGAAGUCCAUGCCAAUCUAAUGUUGAUUUCAAGCAUCUCCUUCUCAUCAGCCCGUUGUAGGGCUCCUCUCAAGAGUCAGCCUCUGCCUUCGCCAAUGUAGCAUGCUGACCGUCCGCAUUCAACUACAUUAACCACAAUGCAUCAGUUAGAGUCCAUCCAGGACAGCAGGGAUGAACCCAUACAGGGAACUGCAGAGUAGGGUAAAGUUGUGAAGUUGCCCAGUAUAUAAAAGCUGACUGGAUGGCCGGUUUUGCAUAAAUCACAUGUGCAGGACAUAUUCAGUGGUUACAUCUAACUGCACUACCCAGAAUGCAUCAGCAGAGUCCAUAUACUGUCCACGAAGGGACACAGAAAACAGCCCCUAUUCUGUUUCUUCACUUAAGCAGCCUCACUGCAGUUCACUCUUCAGCGGACUGUAGGAGCGACACUGCGCUAGGACAUUUGAGUUCACUCACUACCGAUGCUGCUUCAGUUGGACUGACUCUUCAGCCUCUGUGGAGAGGGGUGACAUUGUUUUGAACUUUUCACAUUUUAAUCAACACCUUAUGACAGGAAGUGCAGCUGCCAAACAGGAGAACAUAGGUUUGUUUUUGUGGGAAGAAGAAGAUUUUUUUUUUUUUGCUUGUCUCUUCUCCCACCCAGAACUCCUCACUUGCUUUUUUUUUUUUUUUUUUGAAAUUCUUUGUGAGACAGAUUAAUGUGUGUCCGUUAUUACACCGACUGACCAACCGACUCAAUGCUGUGAAGGAAGCAUAACAUUUGCCAGUCUCUCUGUGUGCAUCUGAUGCCAAAGCAGCAACUACGGGCAUUAUGGUCUCAGCUGAGGGGCAGGAAGCAGGAACCUGUUACUGGCUCCUGACCUGAGGGAUGGACGCGGAGAAUAAGGUCCAGGGGCGGGCUGGGUUAUUUAGACUUUAUUUGACAAAUGAUUUUAUGUUGCAUGGUAUGUUUGUUUUGUUGUCUGAUGUCUUUAAUACAGGUGUUAUUUUGUUUCUUUUGUUACACCUCUUUCUGUCCAUCCAUCCACUGCUCUUGAAUGUGUGUGAAGAAAAACACAUGAUGAGAAAGAGAAAGAGAAAAGAGAUAAUGGCCUAUCACAAACCACCAGCAUUAUGAUAUCAUAUAGAUACUUAGUUAACUAGAGAAUAUUAAACCAUAGAUAUUCAACUCUCCUGUCUGGACUCCAAAUAACCCCCAAUAACUUCUUCCCCAGGGUCAGGUUUGAAAAUGGUUAGAUGUUAGCAUUUCUUUAAAAGAUUAAACAAAGUCUGCCCACUCAGGGAUAAAAGUCAAACCGGGUCAAGUUACAUCAAAUACAGUUAUUUUAUUUUUGAUAUCAAUUAAUCUGUGGAGUCUAGAAAAUCUCAAAAGAAAUCAUUAUAAUUUCCCAGAGUCCAAGGUGAUGCCUUCACAUUUCUCGUUUUGUCAAAUUCAAUCAUAUUGAAUUUAAAAUGAUUUAAAAAAAAAAAAAAAAUACAGAGGAAAGCAGCAAAUCCUCACAUCUGAAAGGAUGACACUAGCAAAUAUUUGGCACUUUCUUGAUGAUAAAAUGAAACAGUUGAAAUCUUUUAAAAUUGCCGUCAGUCUAUGGAUUGAGUGACUAAUUGUUUAAGCACUUGGCCAUUGUUACAGCCUUAAAGGUUUAGUCAGCCAGGUUGUUACCUUAAAAGAAAAAAAAGAAAAAGGUAAAGCCACAAGGUCAUAUAGUGCAUUGAGAGACCUUUUUAAGUGAAGUUGAUAAAACUUUGCCUAGGUUAGUAAUUUCUUUUUAGGCUAUAUGUUUUGAGAUUUUAAAUCAAUUGCACGAAAUGUGUUACAGCUAAAAUGAAAAAAAUAAAAGAUUGUAGAUUCAAAGGUAGAAACAAGAAGCUUGUGACAAGUUCAUUAGCUAAAAGCUAGUGAAAAGUUACUUUGAGAAACUACUCAUGAAAAAUGAAAACAGAUGCAGGAACAGCUGAUUAAUCUGACAAUACCUGUAAGAGCGAACACGUUUAUUAGUGCACCUUACAUCUAAUUUUGGCAUGAUGUCUUUUUCACGUGGUGAGUGGGCUCUCACAGUCACUGCUAUACCACCAGAACAACCCCGAAAUGGUUUGUGGAUGGUUACUACGGAAAUAUUCAGUAGCAUAUGUUCAUGUAUACCACAAUAACUGAGAAGUGCACAACAGGAGGGCUUACACUACGGUAAAUUAGAAUGAAUGUUGAUGAGGACGUUUGCUUAGGUGAUACUUGGCAUUUGAGGGAAAUAGUCAAAGUUUAGGAGAAAAUCAGCAGCAAGGCAUCAACACAGAUCAAUCACGGAAACGGUUGGCAUGGACAGCUGCAGUUCAGUGUUAGUGUAGCUCAGCACAGUGAUUGUACCAGUUGUACUUUUCGUGGCAAGAACAUCGUCAUCUCCGUGACUGACAGAUCAGAAGGCUCUUGUUUGACCAGUCAAGCUUUCACCAUGUGCUCGGUCAUCCGAUGAAAGUAGAGUUUAUGUAGCUCAAUCAAAGCGUGAUUGUUGGUGGGUGUGCGCAUGAGACGAGCACGAAGAUGAUGACUUGACAAGAGCGACUCUCGCUCACUGCACUUGUGUCUCACAACCCACCAACUCAUGGAAAGUGAGUGCUUCACCGUAUGUCAAGCCCCAAAUACCUCUAGUACAGUCCAGUACAUCUGGUUUAGUUCUGCUUUGGACGGCUGCACCUACAAACCUUGUGUCCUGGCUAUCUUUGCGCCACACAAUGGAAGCGAGAAGCUGUUAGAACAUUUCUUUCUCCUUUGUUUCUGUUGGUCUGGUUGUUCUGUUGAUCCAAAGCCGUGUAGUUACUAACCAGUUGAUUGAUGGAUUGACUGACGGACAGUGUAGUUUGUAUCAGAAACACAAGGUGCAUCUAAGUCGAACUUUUUCCAGUUUGAUGACUGUAUGUUCUCUCAAGCUAGCUCCACGUAUUAUGCAUGAACCCAGUUGAAGCUUCUUUUUUUUUUUUUUUUUUUUGUAUAUUAAUGUAUCACAAAAAAAUACAUGUAUAAGUGAUGUUUAUAUCUAGUGAAAAAGAGAAACAUAUUCUUUGGGAUAGUUUCGCAGACAUGGUUUUAAUUCAGUCUUGUGUUAAUUUGUAAUCAACAAAUUAGCACUUAAUACUAGUUUUAGAGUUUAUUAAAUUUUAUACAGUAAGUGAAACCCUACAAAUAUCAGGUUUGUUGACAGAUGUUGUCGAUACAUUAGCCGUAAUUCUCCAAAUUAUAUUGUUAUUCUAGAGAACAGUGAGAAGCAAAAUUCUCAAACGACUGAAAAAUAGUACUAGUGACUGAGCAUGACCCAUGUCUGGAGAAGCUUCCCAGCGUUGUGUAUUUGUGUCUUUUCUCCCCAGUUAUAUGAAGCUGUACGAUUACUGUAUGGACAAUGUGUUUACUGAAUUCAUCCUCAUCCCACUUGCAUUUCUUUUAGUGUUGAGUUUCUUUCAUUUCUUUGCAGUCAGAUCAACCACAUUUUUUUUCUUUUGCAGCUCUUCCUGAAUUCCUGUGGCAACACUCACAAAGAAAGCAAAACAUUUCUAAAUUACAUUUGACAGAUAUAUAUUAGGAUAAUCGUCACAUCUGGAUAGCUUUUUUUUUUUCAUGUUUUUCUUUCCUUCAAGAUCUAGCUGAAGUGACCUUAGUCAAGAUAAUGAACUGGCGACCCACAGUAACCUUUAUACUGUAUAUGCUGUUUUAUAUGGCAGAACUACACAAAUGGAGGGAAUAAUUUAAAAAACUAAAAGAAUAUAAAAACCCAGAGAUAAGAGCUAUUUUGUCAUAACUGCUGGGUUUCAGGUAACAAGAUUAAUAUUUUUCCAAUCUAAACAGAAAAAAGUCAGAAAUUCAUUAUUUGUUACUGCCAAAAAUAUUUUUUUUAUCGUGCAAAUUUCAAAUUUUCAAGUCAGAUCAUACAAACCAUCACAUUGAAUUUUAUGUGAGUAAGAUGCCCUGUCCAUCCUGUUUCUGAGGUUCUAAGUGAUCUGUUUUUUUUCUGUACAUUGUGGAACUAUCAGUUGCCACCUUUCUCUUUCAUUUUAGUGGUGCGUUCUCUGGUUUUGUGGACGCACUUGUGGUAUUCUCAGUCUUUCCAUGUUCCUCUGCAGUAUGUGAUAGCAGAUGGAGCCUGUUGAUUUUAGUUCUUAUAACUCAAAUUACACUCAGGCAUCCAUUCUCAGAUGUACAUAGUCUUUUUUUUUUCUUGCUUUAUGUGUACGACAGAUAUCACCAUAAGCUGUUUUUUUUCUCUCCCUGUCCUUGUAUGUUUCUGUGAAAUAAAUACUAUUUUAUCACA
Messenger RNA from Toxotes jaculatrix (banded archerfish), 5609 nucleotides. RefSeq names its product interleukin 11 receptor, alpha (gene il11ra). Gene Ontology annotation, cellular component: external side of plasma membrane; membrane. The record is from RefSeq and is a predicted model, not a curated record. The transcript has 12 exons. NCBI's taxonomy places the organism in Eukaryota, Metazoa, Chordata, Actinopteri, Toxotidae. Bases 130 to 1335 code for a protein of 401 amino acids. Gene Ontology annotation, molecular function: cytokine receptor activity; protein binding. Gene Ontology annotation, biological process: cytokine-mediated signaling pathway.